Molecule: messenger RNA, 1987 nt
Organism: Neltuma alba
Lineage: Eukaryota; Viridiplantae; Streptophyta; Magnoliopsida; Fabales; Fabaceae
Product: ATP-dependent DNA helicase Q-like 1
Exons: 10
Coding region: 6-1823 (605 amino acids)
Biological process (GO): double-strand break repair via homologous recombination
Cellular component (GO): nucleus; chromosome; cytoplasm
Molecular function (GO): four-way junction helicase activity; 3'-5' DNA helicase activity; ATP binding
Source: RefSeq, a predicted model, not a curated record
UCGGAAUGGGAAGCGGGAAGAAACACGAUCUGGAGCUUGAGAAAGUUCGUUUAGUGAGCUUGGCUCUUGAUUUUGGCUUCGACGAAGACUCCGCCAAAAAAUGCUUGGAUCGCCUUGUCGCCCUAUACGGUGAUGACGGCCGGGAUUUUAUCACUGUGGAGUACUGCGGUGAUGAUUUUCUAGCAGCUUUAGCUGAUUCAAUGCAAGAUACUGAGGAAUGGGAUGAUUUACAGGCAAUAGAAUCAGAAGCUUGUGGAACUCUGACGAACCUGCUUGAUAAAAAUGUUGUCGGGUGUAAGUAUGAAGAUAAUGGCAUUUCAGGAGGUUGCAUCAAUAUUACCGAGGAUUCUCCGGAACCUCAGAAGAACCAGAAAGUGGUGGAGUUGGUUUCAAGUGACGAGGAGAUGGACUUCAGUAUUUCAAGGGAAAAAUGUACACCUCCAGGGUCUUAUUUGAAUGGCAGAAGUAGCAUCACUCAGGGCUCAAUUUCUUCAACUGCCAGCAAAAUAAGGUUGUCAGAACCUAAGGAUGAAAGCCGUACUCUCACUUAUGAAGAAUUACGGGAUCUGGAUAACAUUGAAAUGGCAAAUGUUGUUAUAUUCGGUAAUAGGACAUUUCGACCAUUGCAGCAUCAAGCUUGUAAAGUAGCUUUGGCAAAGCAAGAUUGUUUUAUUCUUAUGCCUACGGGGGGUGGUAAAUCUCUUUGCUAUCAGCUUCCAGCCACUCUUCAAUCAGGUGUUACAGUAGUUGUAUCUCCCUUACUUUCACUCAUUCAGGACCAGAUAAUCACAUUGAACCUCAAGUUUGGAAUACCAGCUACUUUUUUGAAUUCUCAGCAAACUACUUCUCAAGCAGCAGCUGUCCUUCAGGAGCUAAGAAAAGUCAAACCAUCAUGCAAACUCUUGUAUGUGACGCCUGAGAGAAUUGCGGGCAAUCAAUCAUUUCUUGAGGUUCUAACAUGCAUGCAUAACAAGGGACAGCUAGCAGGUUUUGUUGUUGAUGAGGCGCACUGUGUUAGCCAAUGGGGACAUGAUUUCCGGCCUGAUUAUCGGGGACUAGGAUGCCUUAAGCUGAACUUUCCGGAUGUGCCUGUCAUGGCGUUGACUGCCACUGCAACCCACUCUGUCCGCGAGGACAUCUUAAGCGCUUUAAGAAUCCCCCACGCAAUUCUUCUUGAAAGAAGCUUUGAUAGGCCAAACUUGAAGUAUGAAGUAAUUGUUAAGACAAAGGAGCCGCUAAAGCAGCUUGGGAAGCUAGUAACGGAUCGCUUCAAGAAUCAAUGUGGAAUUGUUUACUGCCUUUCAAAAAGCGAAUGUGUUGAGGUCUCAAAAUAUUUGAACCAGAAAUGUAAUAUUAAGACGGAGUAUUACCAUGCUGGCUUGUCUGCCCGCCAAAGAGUUUCUGUUCAAAAGAAAUGGCACGAGGGAGAGGUCCAUAUUGUUUGUGCAACUAUUGCUUUUGGAAUGGGGAUAGACAAGCCUGAUGUUCGCUUCGUCAUCCACAAUACGUUGUCUAAAUCAAUUGAAAGCUAUUAUCAAGAAUCAGGAAGGGCUGGAAGAGACAAUCUACCUGCAGUUUGCAUUGCUCUCUACCAGAAGAAGGAUUUUAGUAGAGUCGUAUGCUUGAUAAGAAAUGGCCAAGGUUAUAAAAGGGAAAACCUUAAGUCGGCAAUCGCUCAAGCCAAAAAGAUGCAACAAUAUUGUGAACUAAAGGAUGAAUGCCGGAGGCAAGCUUUACUCAAACACUUUGGAGAAUCUCUUGACAGAAAAGCCUGCAAAUACGGAUCUAACCCCUGUGAUAACUGCCUCAAGAAUGGUCUGUGAGCCGCUGUAUAUUGCAAGCCUGAUCUUCGAAACCAUCUCCAUGGAGCAACGCCUUUUCUGUUAUUUAUUUUUCCUUUCAGCUUUGUAGUUCACCUCUUCCACCAUAUCCUGUAAACACCCUUUCAAAGCGCAGUUAAAAAAAGAUAGCUUUUCAUUUUUCUUUA